AUGAAACUUUCUUCAGCUUUGCUCAGCUUCGCAGCUGCUGUAGCCGCACAUGGCGACCACGACCACGACCAGGAGCCAUUGUCUGGCCCACAUGAGGGAUUGUGGUACAACACACUUCCUGGUGAUGGCGGCAAACAGGCCGAUUCUAUCUUCAGUGGAAUUUCCACCUUUGGUCGUCUCCCAUACCACCCGUGUCUUUCCAGCAAGGUUGACUUUGACAUUGCCUUCAUCGGCGCACCCUUUGACACUGGCACAUCAUACCGCCCAGGAGCCCGUUUUGGACCCAGCGGGAUCAGACAAGGUUCUCGCCGUCUCAAUCUCUAUGGCGGAUACAAUGUUCCCUUGAAGGCGAACCCUUUCAACUCAUGGGCGAAGGUUAUUGACUGCGGCGACAUCCCGGUCACUUCGUACGACAACGGUUAUGCGCUUCAGCAAAUUGAGGAAGGCCACAACCUUCUUCUGAGCCGAGCACCACACACUCAUGCCGACAAGCCUGGACCCUCCAAAAAAGGAACAACACUGCCUCGCUUGAUCACUCUUGGAGGCGACCACACCAUCACCCUGCCACUUCUGCGCUCCAUCAACCGCAACUAUGGCCCCGUCAGCGUCAUCCACUUUGACAGCCAUCUCGACACAUGGAAACCCAAGGUUUUUGGUGGCGCACCCAGUGAGCAAGCAGCGAUCAACCACGGCACUUACUUCUACCACGCUGCGCAGGAGGGCCUCCUGGCCAACGACACCAACAUCCAUGCCGGCAUCCGCACGACGCUGUCUGGACCCUCUGACUACGAGAACGACGGCUACUGCGGUUUCCAGAUUGUUGAAGCUCGCGAGGUUGACAGGAUUGGCACCGACGGUAUCAUCAAGAAGAUCAGGGAGAGAGUCGGUACUGAGAAGCCCGUCUACCUCAGCAUCGAUAUUGACACUCUCGAUCCUGCCUUCGCCCCUGCCACAGGUACUCCUGAGACGGGCGGUUGGACGACCCGCGAGCUCCGCACCAUCAUCCGCGGCCUCGAGGGCAUCAACCUCAUCGCUGCCGACAUUGUCGAAGUCGCCCCAGCUUACGACACCAACGCUGAGCUGACCACCAUGGCUGCUGCCGACACUCUGUACGAGGUCAUGACCUUGAUGGUCAAGAAGGGCCCCCUGAGUGAGCUGGGCAAGCAGGAGACCAUUGAGCUCUGA
Messenger RNA from Ascochyta rabiei, 1185 nucleotides. RefSeq names its product Agmatinase. The record is from RefSeq and is a predicted model, not a curated record. The transcript is spliced from 6 exons. Gene Ontology annotation, molecular function: agmatinase activity; metal ion binding. The coding region runs from base 1 to 1185 and encodes 394 amino acids. Lineage: Eukaryota; Fungi; Ascomycota; Dothideomycetes; Pleosporales; Didymellaceae.